Messenger RNA from Corticium candelabrum, 1805 nucleotides. RefSeq lists its product as uncharacterized. The coding region runs from base 66 to 1628 and encodes 520 amino acids. Gene Ontology annotation, biological process: protein palmitoylation. The record is from RefSeq and is a predicted model, not a curated record. The transcript is spliced from 9 exons. NCBI's taxonomy places the organism in Eukaryota, Metazoa, Porifera, Homoscleromorpha, Homosclerophorida, Plakinidae. Gene Ontology annotation, cellular component: Golgi membrane. Gene Ontology annotation, molecular function: protein binding; palmitoyltransferase activity.
CUCUUCCUAUACGGGACAUUUGUCUCAUGUGACCACGUGGUCGGACACGGUGUAAGUUCGAGAAGAUGCUGCAAAGAUUGGACAAGAAAAUAGAUGCUCUUACUAGCGGCAUGUUUCAUCAAGAAAACGAAACCGACUUACAGAAGUUAUUUAAAGCAGUGAAACGAGGUUUCUAUGAUAAAUGUGAAGAGCUGAUAGGAGAGUGCGGUGACGAUGUCUUCCAACAGACUGACGAAAAUAAAGCUACGAUUUUUCAUUGGGCUUGUCAUGGCGGACAUGUGGAACUGAUCAAACUUUUCAUCUCACUUCGCGCUCCCAUCAACAACCCUUGCCAAAACAAAGAAGCUAUGAGACCCAUUCACUGGGCAGCAACACGGGAACAGAUCGAAGCUGUUGACUUGCUUUUGAAAGAGGGUGUUCAUAUAGACGUGACAGACGGCACUGGCAGGAGUUCUCUGUUGGUUGCUGCAAUGGCUGGGAAAGCAAUGAUGGUCGGUUACUUGCUUGGAAAGGGAGCCGACAGGCACUUGUUAGAUGAAAAUGGGGAUUCUUGUCUACACUGGGCUGCAUACAAGGGGAAAAGUGAUCUUGUCCAGUUGCUGUUGUAUUCAGGACUUAAUCCUAGAUUAGUUGACUCUUAUGGACAGACACCUCUUCACUUGGCUUGUAUCAAUGGUGAUAUGAAAACAGUUGAGUUGCUUGUUGAUCAGGGAGUUGAACUGAGAGGGAAAGACAAGAAUGGAAAAACUCCCGUAAUACUAGCAGAAGGUCGUAAACACAAGCAUAUCAUUCGUUUUCUCAAGCAGAAGAUGAGCUUCAGAUCAUCAGUAAAUUUCCGGAAUUUGCUAUUUGGCACAGAAGGCAAGCAGAAAAUUGCCCUUUGGUUUUAUAUCACAUUGGUUGUUUUCUGGGGCUAUCCUACAUAUCUGUUAAAGGUCAUCCCUUGGUCACUAAAUACUCAUUUUGGUGCUCAUCUUUUGUUUUGGGUUACUAACAUCAUCAUGUGGGUUUUAUUCUUCUUUGCCAAUUGUUGUGAUCCCGGAUUCAUUGCAACAAACAGUGAGGAGUAUUCUAGAGCUUUACGAGAGGUAAGCAACUAUAAAUCAUGGGCAAAGGCAGAUACAUCUAGUCCUCUGGCCAGUCUAUGCCAUACAUGUCGAAUUGUAAAACCACCGCGCUCAAAACACUGCAGGGCAUGCAAUCGCUGCGUUAGCCACUUUGAUCAUCACUGUCCAUACAUCAACAACUGCAUCGGCUACAACAACAGGUCUGCUUUCUUGGGGUUCUUGUUCACUAACACAGUCACCAGUUUGUUUACUCUGUUUUGGGCUUUCAUCGCUCUCUAUCAUUCUGGACGUGAUUGGAUUGUUUUGCUUGGUGGAGGAGUGUGUCUGCUAUUGACACCAGGAGUGAUUUGCCUCUUUCUUUUCCAGGUUGUGAUCGCCGGAAGAAACUUGACAACAAAUGAGUGGUGGAACAUGAAUCGCUAUGCUGCAUUUCACACAUCUAAGGGGACAUUUCAGAAUCCUUACAGUCGUGGAAUUGUGAACAACUACCUUGAAUACUUUCAAGUCAUAAGGCCAAUGAAUAAUACAUACAAUCAACAGCAACAAGAGGACAUAGUUUAGCGCUGCUGACUGGAUCAGUUUUCACUACUUGUAAUAUUUUAUUUACUACGGGCUGCAAUUAAAUUGCUUUGUAUACACAAGAAUCAUAGGUACUCACUUGAAGCAUAACCGAACAUAUCCAAGUCUUUCUUGUAUUUUGCUACAAGUUUUUGAAUAAGAUCAGGUGGCACCUCCUUG